Lepisosteus oculatus (spotted gar) is the source of this 2928-nucleotide messenger RNA. It is a transcript of the gene gprc6a, whose product is annotated as G protein-coupled receptor, class C, group 6, member A. Gene Ontology annotation, cellular component: plasma membrane. Gene Ontology annotation, biological process: G protein-coupled receptor signaling pathway. Gene Ontology annotation, molecular function: G protein-coupled receptor activity. The record is from RefSeq and is a predicted model, not a curated record. NCBI's taxonomy places the organism in Eukaryota, Metazoa, Chordata, Actinopteri, Semionotiformes, Lepisosteidae.
AUGAGUUCUUGGCUCCUAUGGUUGUGGUUUAUCUCAAGGCUCUGCCAAGCCAGGUCUGCUGUUCCCACUUUAAUAGGAACAAUCGCCCCAGGGGAUAUCGUCAUUGGUGGUCUGUUUCCAGUUCAUCAAGGGGUUGUCAAUAGAGUGAACUUGAGUCAGCCACAGGCUCCUGCAUGUACCAAAUUUGACAUUGGAGGCUUUACCCAACUGCUUGCUAUGAUACACGCUAUAGAGGAGAUUAAUAAUUCUUCAUUGCUUGAUGGCCUUAAACUGGGGUAUGAAAUUUACGACUCGUGUUCAGAUGUCACCACUGCAAUCAGAGCCACCAUGGCAUUCAUUAACACACCUGGGAACUGUGCAGGAGCUCACUGCAGCACAACAGAAUGCAACCCUAAAGUGAAGGCUGUUGUGGGAGAUUCACAUUCUGAAAUCUCAAUAGCUGUGGCAAGGCUAUUAAAUCAGGAAAUGAUUCCACAAAUAAGUUAUGCAUCAUCUGCUGUGAUUCUCAGUGACAAAACCCGUUUCCCUACAUUUAUGCGAACAAUACCCAAUGACAAUUACCAGACUAAAGCCAUGGCGAAGCUGAUAGAGAGGAGUGGCUGGAACUGGAUCGGGGUUAUUUCGACUGAUGGAGAUUAUGGCCGCUCUGCGGUGGACAGCUUUGUGUCACACGCCGCCAAACUGGGCAUCUGUGUGGCGUUCAAAGAAAUUCUCCCUGACCUCCUCUCCGACAGAAAUAUCGAUACCAAAAUAAACCAGACUGUGGAAACUAUUCGCAGUAAUAACAAAGUAAAGGUCAUCGUUUCCUUCGCGAGGCCCCUGCACAUGAUACAAAUCUUACAUUUCUUUAACAAGCAGACCCUCAACAAAAUCUGGUUUGCGAGUGAUGGCUGGUCGACGUCCAAGGACGCUUUUGAGAAACACAACGUGACCAACGUUGAGACAGUUGUUGGAUUUACGUUUAAAAACGGAAGUCUGGAUGAGUUCUAUACCUAUCUGAAGAAUCUGAAAUCCAAUGCUGAGACAGUAAAGAAUAACAUCUUUUUAAAACAAUACGCUCUGUAUGGAAGCUUGAACGACACUGUAAACCUAACCAGCCUUUUAGAGAAAGAUUUUCCACCACUAAAUGAUACAGGAGUGAAGGCCUUAAUUGACAACACAUAUCCUGAUGAUGUGUACAGUAUACAGAUGACAAUUAAUGCCAUUGCCUAUGCUCUUGUAAACCUUUGUAAAGAAAAGAACUGCAAAAAUGGAAGCCAUGUUCAGCCCUGGGAGUUACUUGACGCUCUCAAGAAAACGGAGUUCAAGCAAGAAGGAAAAACAUACAUGUUUAAUUCUGAUGGGGACAUUAACAGUGGCUACAAUGUUGUCCUUUGGAAAACCUUUAAUGGAGUCAUCAAUAUGUAUAAUUCUGUGGCUGAGUAUGUUAUUGAGAAUGACACGUUCACUUUCAGCAGCAAUGACACAAAAAGACUGCUUGAUGAUCUACGGGGUGUAAUUUCAAAGUGCUCAAACAGUUGCACACCUGGCCAAGUUAAGAAAACAGCUGAAGGGCAGCACACUUGUUGUUAUGAAUGCAUAAAUUGUACAGAAAACCAGUAUUCUAACAACACAGAUAUGCUUCAGUGUUACAACUGUGACACAUCCGUGGAAUGGUCCUUGCCUGGAAGUUCAAGCUGCACUCCGAAAUUGCUUGAGUACUUCUCAUGGAAUGAUGGCUUUGCAAUAUUCCUCCUGGGAAUUGCGGCUCUUGGCAUGCUGGUUGUCGUGGUCAUUGGGAUCAUUUUUAUGGUACACAGACAAACACCCGUGGUGAAGGCAUCAGGCGGUCCUAUCUGCUAUGUGAUUUUGUUGUCCCUGAUGAUCAGCUUCAUAAGUUCUUUUUUUUUUGUUGGGGAACCAUCAAAUCCGAGGUGUAAAGUCAGGCAGGUCCUUUUCGGUCUGAGUUUUGCUUGCUGUGUCUCUUGCAUUUUAGUGAAGUCCCUGAAAAUAAUCCUGGCAUUCCAAUUUAAUCCGGAAUUUAAGAACUUUUUAAAAAAAACGUAUAAGCCUUAUGUGAUCGUUCCAUGCUGUGUAGGGAUUCAAGUUAUAAUUUGUACAAUGUGGUUAGUGUUUAAAAGUCCAGAAGAAAGGAAAUUGCCACUUUCUACCACAAUCUUGGUUGAGUGCGAAGAAGGCUCUUAUGUGGCAUAUGGUGUUAUGUUAGGCUACAUAGCUUUGCUUGCCUUAAUAUGUUUUAUAUGUGCUUUCAAGGGAAGAAAGUUACCAGAAAAAUAUAAUGAAGCAAAAUUUAUCACUUUUGGGAUGCUUAUUUACUUCAUAUCAUGGGUUUUCUUUAUUCCUGUUUAUUUAACUACAACUGGUAAAUAUCUUCCUGCUGUAGAAAUGGUUGUCAUACUGAUAUCAAAUUAUGGUAUUCUUUGUUGCCAUUUCUUCCCCAAGUGUUACGUAAUUCUUUUUAAAAAGGAGAACAACACCAAAGAUGCCUUUUUACAGAACAUAUUUGAGUAUUCCAAAAAAAGUGAAGCUAUAAGGAACAUGAAGAAUAAUAAAGCGCCAGAGGAAGAUGCGAUAACGGCUGAGAUGCUGAAGUAUGAUGAAGAAGAACUGGCGGACACAUCGAACAUCUGGACACUUAAAGAAAACUUUAUUCAGCUGGAAGAAGCAUUGACCAGGACUGGGCUGACCAUCAAUAUGGCGAAGAUCAAAUACAUGGUGAUGACCAGGAAGGGCACCAUCACCGGCGCUGCACUGCUCGAAAUCCAGGGCUACCAGUUCAAGAAAGUCAGUACUUUUAAAUACCUGGGUUCGCUGAUCUCCGAGAAAAAUGAAAACAGCCUGGAAAUUAGAGAGAGAAUCAAUGCAGGAAAUCGAUGCUACUUUAGUGUACAGGAUCUGAUGAGGCCAGAAUUUUGUCAAGGAGAAUAA